This is a messenger RNA of Racocetra persica, 207 nucleotides long. The record is from the annotation of a GenBank genome assembly. NCBI's taxonomy places the organism in Eukaryota, Fungi, Glomeromycota, Glomeromycetes, Diversisporales, Gigasporaceae.
AUGAAACACAACAAGUCAAGUACAAGGAAAGAUAGAGUACUUGCAAAUAAGAAAAGAAAUACUAGUACACGUAUUGAAGGCAUAUGCGAUGCAAAAAUCAAGAUUAUACAUAUAAUUGUGACCCAAACUGUUCGAGUUGAAUAUUUCAAGAAUACACCUCACUAUAGUCAUCAAAUCGAAAACAGUAAUUUGAUUAAAACUUCAGAA